Molecule: messenger RNA, 1056 nt
Organism: Pyricularia grisea
Lineage: Eukaryota; Fungi; Ascomycota; Sordariomycetes; Magnaporthales; Pyriculariaceae
Exons: 3
Coding region: 1-1056 (351 amino acids)
Biological process (GO): isoleucyl-tRNA aminoacylation
Molecular function (GO): ATP binding; isoleucine-tRNA ligase activity; tRNA binding
Source: RefSeq, a predicted model, not a curated record
AUGGAUCGCUGGAUAUUCGCAGACUGUCAGAGUCUGUUGCAGUUUAUGGAAGAAGAGAUGCGAGGUUAUCGACUGUAUACCGUGGUUCCUAGACUACUGCAGGUCAUUGACAAUUUGACGAACUGGUACAUUCGCUUCAACCGCAAGCGGCUUAAGGGCGCAGCUGGUCUAGGGGUCGAGGACAUACGAACGGCACUUGACACGCUCUUUCUGGUACUGUUCACCGUCGUUCGAGCGAUGGCGCCUUUCACGCCCUUUAUCACGGAAAUCUACAAACACGGAAGUAUUUACUUUUUACACAUACCGCCUGUGAAGGAAGAGCUCUUUGAUCCUGAGAUCGAGCGCAAAAUGGCGGCGAUGCAAAAGGUAAUCCAGCUAGGCAGAAUUGCCAGAGAACGUCGUAGUAUCAGCCUUAAGGCCCCACUUAUGUCGCUUGCGGUUAUUUCCGAUGCGCAGUUCCUGGCCGACAUAGACCCUCUCAAAAGUUAUGUUGCUGAUGAGCUAAAUGUCCGCGAGGUAUCCCUUACUGAGGACGAGGAAAAGACAGCCCUUCCUUGUUUGACGCAGCAAGAACUCCGCCAGCAUCAGAAAGACAAGAAAAUCACGGUCGGCGGCAUAGAGCUUGACGAGAAUGACCUCACCAUCGUUCGUGUGCUUGCCCAGGACGACUCUGGGCAAAGGUCCGAUGAAUCGCUGAGAUGGGAGGCAUCCUUUGAUCUGGCUGUUGUUGUGUUGCUUGAUGCCGCUCCGCACCCUGAGCUGCUCGACGGGGGUCUUGCAAGUGAUGUCGUCAAUCGGGUACAAAGACUACGCAAGAAGGCUGGGCUUGUACCGACGGACGAUGUUCACAUUCAGUACGAUAUUGUUGAGAACCCAGACGAGGUGGAUAUGCAGAGACUGGUGAAGAGUCGUGAGGCACACUUUAUGAGCACCCUGCGAGCUCGACUCGAGCCUACCCCAACAGGUGUAGCUGUAGCUGACGGGAAUGUCAUUCUUGAGGAGGAGCGGGCUCUUGGCAGCCUUGUACUUAGAUUUCGUCUUGUCGCGGUGAAAUGA